This is a messenger RNA of Pieris macdunnoughi, 273 nucleotides long. The record is from the annotation of a GenBank genome assembly. NCBI's taxonomy places the organism in Eukaryota, Metazoa, Arthropoda, Insecta, Lepidoptera, Pieridae.
AUGGAACUGAUGUUAAUGGAGCAGCAAUUACUCCGGUCACCACUACGCCUCUACGCUGGAUCUGGCGACGAAGAGGCCGAGAAGCGAGCUGCCUGGGCGCGAACACCACCAGCAUUACAGCUCCUGGCCCUUGGACGACCUUGGCCCUGGCCACAGCCGUUGAACCUUCCACCAGAUCUGUGGCUGCAGAAGCCGACGCCGCCCCUUCGAUAUUGCCCUUACCCGCCCCCGCAGAGACCAGACCACAGCCCUUCUCCAAGACAUCCCUUGUAA